AUGGCGCGCCGACCGGUUCACAUUUCUCUGAAAGUUGCUGUGCCUCUCAGCGCGCUCAUGAUUUUGUUUGCAUCCAUCGCCUUCACGGGCCACCGAUUGGACUGGCCCGGAAAACCGGCGUUCACAACAUUUCGACACAGCGAGAUCGACGAGCAUUUCCUCAACAACCGCCUGCGAGCGCUCUCCUCCCGCCCACUCCCACGCUUCAUCUACCACACCCUCCACGCGGGGCCCGCCAUCCUCUGGUCGCUCGCAAUGCCAUUCCAGCACAUCGACUCUCUGCGCGCACGCUUCCCAGCGAUGCACCGGCGCAACGGGUACCUCGUGCUCAGCCUCUCGCUCCUACUCUCACUCGGCGGCUUCUGGAUCCUGAACCGGAACAUGUCUCACACGCACCGCGAGUUCUACCACAUACACACGGUCAUCAAAGGCAAGUACAUCCCGCUGCUCACGUGGCCGACGUUCGAGUCCUCGCUCUGGUUCCUCGCGCCGGCCUACUUCUACAGCCUGUUCCGCACGGCGGAGACGGCGCGCGCGCGCGAGUGGGCGCGCCACCGCAAGUGGGCCGUGUUCCACACCAUUGCGGCCUACACGAUCACGCUGCAGCGGGUCAACGUCGUGGUGUGCAUGGUUGCGGGCUGGGCGAUGCAUCUGCUGGUGCCGGAAAGGGUGCAGCAGGAGGUGCUGGGCGUGCCGGCGACGCACGAGGGCAAGGCGGCGGCGGAGCUGGCGGCGUUCGCGUGGACGGCGUGGUAUGGCGGGAUUUUGGCGUUCGUCUGGAUCCUGUACGAGUGGCGGCCGGCUGCUUUGUUUGCGCGGGGGAGGAAGGGCACGGCGGCGGCGGCGGGCGGUGAGAAAUCGGAUACGGGUAAGGUGGAGUAA
Lasiodiplodia theobromae is the source of this 882-nucleotide messenger RNA. RefSeq lists its product as uncharacterized. Lineage: Eukaryota; Fungi; Ascomycota; Dothideomycetes; Botryosphaeriales; Botryosphaeriaceae. The transcript has 2 exons. The record is from RefSeq and is a predicted model, not a curated record. The coding region runs from base 1 to 882 and encodes 293 amino acids.